GAGCGAUUGGCCUUUCUGCGGAGAAGGGCGCGCCCAAGAGGGCUGGGUGAGGAGUGAUUGGUCGCUGUCGUCAGCUGCUCCAGGAAGAGAAAAUGGCUGCUUUGGAAAGAGUGAAGGUGCUGGUGCUGGGCGACUCAGGUGUGGGAAAGUCAUCACUUGUUCACCUCCUCUGUCACAAUCAGAUGUUGGGAAAUCCAUCUUGGACUGUGGGGUGCUCUGUUGAUGUGAGAAUUCAUGACUAUAAAGAAGGAACUCCAGAAGAGAAAACUUACUACAUUGAAUUAUGGGAUGUUGGUGGUUCAGUAGGCAGUGCUAGUAGUAUAAAGAGCACACGUGUCAUGUUCUACAACUCAGUUAAUGGCAUAAUAUUAGUACAUGACUUAACCAAUAAAAAGUCUUCCCAGAACUUGUAUCGAUGGUCUUUGGAAGUUCUCAACAGAGAAGCAGCUCCAUCUGGUGUCCUGGUGACAAAUGGGGACUAUGAUCGUGAGCAGUUUGCUGAUAACCAGAUUCCGCUGCUUGUCAUAGGAACCAAACUGGACCAGAUCCCAGAAAUGAAGCGCAAUGAUGUUCUGACCAGAACUGCUUUUCUUGCAGAGGAUUUUGGUGCAGAAGAAAUUAAUCUGGACUGCACCAACCCUCGGUACCUGGCUGCAGGCUCUUCUAAUGCUGUCAAGCUCAGUAGAUUUUUCGAUAAGGUCAUAGAGAAGAGAUACUAUCUACGAGAGGGUAAUCAAAUUCCUAUCUUCUCAGAAAGAAAGAGAAUUGGUGGUGGCUUUGUAAAGAACCUUCAUUAUGACUGAUCAGCACGGGCUAUCCAGAGGCGAUGGGAAAUGACUUCUCUUGACUGCAGCGUUCCUCUUGUGCUACACUAAACCAGGUUCUGUGAGCACAAAAAUCAACAAAACUUUUCAAGUUCGUUUAUGUACAAAGAAGUACUUCUUCCAGAUCUCUUUGAGAUAAUCAGAUCUUUGGGACAUUGUGACAAAUUUGUUGCAUAUGGAGUAUCGCUGUGGGAUAUACUAUCUCAUAACUCUUCUUUUGUGCAUCGUGAAAGAUUUAUGAACCCACGCUGCUUCCCUUAGAAGAACGGCGAUGCUCAGUGGACCUUGAAAAAUGAUGCAGGACACUGAGACCUAUAUACAAUCAGUUAAAAGAUCAGCGUUUUACCAGGUUGUAUUCCAGCUGAUGCUAUGCCGUUUUGUAGUCCAUUGCUAAGGGGUAUCUGCCUUAUUUGUUAACAAUAAAGAGAUGCUGAGACAGAAGUAAGCAAAUGGGAAAAGAUUUGGUAAAAGAAGUUUGAACAUAGAUGCCAUUAAUUACAAUACAUUUAUAGGGAUAGCUUAAAUUUUUAUUUUUGCUUUAAUUAUUUGACUGCUGUUCCUUACAUACACAAAUCAGCACCACUCAUACACAAGAAUGGAAUUAGCAAAUACUGUAUGUGUGUGUGUGGGGGGAGAGGCAAGCUUGUUAAAUGUACAAAUAAUCUUUAGGGAACCCUCCCAACCAGUCUCAUGAGGGAUGCUGUGAUUCAUGGUCACUGUAAAACUACUGUGUGGAGGACA
Messenger RNA from Pogona vitticeps (central bearded dragon), 1565 nucleotides. RefSeq names its product RAB, member of RAS oncogene family like 3 (gene RABL3). NCBI's taxonomy places the organism in Eukaryota, Metazoa, Chordata, Lepidosauria, Squamata, Agamidae. The record is from RefSeq and is a predicted model, not a curated record. Gene Ontology annotation, molecular function: GTPase activity; GTP binding.